AUCGCCUGCAGGUUACGUCAGGGAACGAUUUCUAUAGUCGGCUGGGUCCUGAAUCAUGUUAACAGUGUUUAAAAACACAGUUAAAACGUUUCCAGUCGAGGUCACAGAAUCUGACAGGUCACAAAAAACACCGUAACACCGGCUCCAGCAUCCGGGUGACAGCAGAGCGCAGACUCAAUCCCCGCUGCAGUUCACUGCGUUUCCGUAGCCAGUGUGCUACCCGCUGAGCCCUGACCGGGGAAACAGCUCACGGAAACGAUUGAUCCCGGUCGAAUAAAGACCGAAAAAGCUGGCGACAUAAAUGGCGGAUCGACACUGAUAUCGGAAAGGACUCGCUGAAUCAAUGUUCGUGACUCGGGUGCCCUCGGAGAGCGCGCUGCCAGCAACACCCCGCGUGACAUGUGAGAUGUGUACAGAAAGAUAUUAACUGUGCGUUAUUUCGGCUAGCUAGCUAGCUAGCAGCUACCACCCGCACGCACGUACGUACACCCACACACACACACAGACACACACACAUACAGAGAGUGUCACUCUCUCACACAACACGCACACGUACACGCAAGCACGCGCGUCUCUAUCCAAUUUAUGGUAGCUCGCGUGAUCUGUUUUGGUCCACCGACUGAACCGGAGUGAAAAUGAAGAAGUUUAACAUUAGAAAGGUGCUGGACGGCUUGACAGCGGCUUCUUCCUCCUCCUCCACGUCCUCCUCCGCGACUGCCCAGCCGGGUACUGCCCGGGAGAACGAUGCUGUCCACGAGACUCUCCAGUCGGAGCAUUUUCAGCUUUGCAAGACUGUGCGUCAUGGCUUCCCAUAUCAACCAUCCUCGAUGGCCUUUGACCCCGUGCAGAAAAUCCUGGCCGUCGGGACUCAGACCGGAGCUUUGAGGCUCUUUGGCCGUGCGGGAGUGGAGUGCUUCUGUCAGCAUGAGAGCGGUGCGGCUGUCAUCCAGCUGCAGUUCCUGAUCAACGAGGGGGCGCUGGUGAGUGCCUUAGCCGACGACAGCAUCCACAUGUGGAACCUGAGGCAAAAAAUCCCUGCAAUCCUGCAUUCUCUCAAGUUCAACAGGGAGAGAAUCACAUACUGCCACCUGCCCUUCCAGAGCAAAUGGCUUUACAUCGGCACAGAAAGAGGAAACAUCCACAUUGUCAACGUGGAGUCCUUCACUCUCUCAGGCUACGUCAUCAUGUGGAACAAAGCAAUCGAACUAUCCACCAAGACCCACCCAGGGCCUGUUGUGCACAUCAGUGAUAACCCCAUGGAUGAAGGAAAGCUUCUGAUUGGAUUCGAGUGUGGGAUAGUGGUGUUGUGGGAUUUGAAGUCCAAAAAAGCUGACUGCCGCUACAAUUAUGACGAGGCGAUCCACUCAGUAGCCUGGCACCAUGAGGGUAAACAGUUUGUCUGCAGCCACUCUGAUGGCACGCUGACCACAUGGAAUAUACGAGUCCCAGCCAAGUCUGCACAGAUCAUCACACCACAUGGAAAGCAGCCCAAGGAUGGAAAAAAGCCAGAGCCAUGCAAGCCGAUCCUGAAGGUGGAGUACAAAACAACAAGGGUUGGGGACCCGUUCAUGGUCCUGUCUGGAGGCCUGUCCUACGAUACGGUGGGGAGGAGAGCCUGUCUGACUGUGAUGCACGGAAAGAGCACCGCCGUCCUGGAGAUGGACUACCCCAUCGUGGACUUCCUGACGCUGUGUGAAACUCCAUAUCCAAACGACUUUCAGGAGCCUUAUGCUGUGUUGGUCCUCCUCGAGAAGGAUUUAGUUUUAAUAGACCUCGGACAGAUUGGGUACCCGAUAUUUGAGAAUCCAUAUCCUCUGACUAUCCACGAGUCACCGGUGACCUGCUGUGAAUACUUCGUUGACUGUCCGGCUGAACUUAUUCCUGCACUUUACUCAGUCGGCAGCCGGCAAAAGAGACAAGGUUACAGCAAGAAGGAAUGGCCCAUUAGUGGAGGAAACUGGGGUCAAGGCACUCAGAGCUACCCAGAGAUUAUAAUCACUGGACAUGCAGAUGGGUCGAUCAAAUUUUGGGAUGCUUCUGCAUUAAUGCUUCAGGUGCUCUACAAGCUGAAGACGGCCAAGGUUUUUGAGAAGGCUCGCAGUAAGGAGGAGAAGGCCAACACAGAUAUAGUAGAGGAGGACCCGUUUGCUAUCCAGACGUUGUGCUGGUGCCCUGAGAGCAGAAUGCUGUGUGUCGCCGGGGUGUCCGCCCAUGUUAUCAUCUAUCGGUUCAGCAAACAAGAAGUCACCACUGAAGUUGUGCAGCUUUUGGAAGUGCGGAUGCAAAGUGAGUUUAGCAAUGGGGACUCCCCUGAUCCGGCAGGAGAGCAGACCCCCACCCUGCCCAACCCGGGAGCGUCCCCCAGCCCUCAGGAGAGUGAGCCGCCCACUCAGCCCCAAACAGGAAGCAACUCCUCCGACGGACCCAGGGACAAUAUUGCAUGCCUUCAGGUGCGAAGCUCCCCGCUGAAGCAGUCUCCGGGCUACCAGGUGGAGCUGGUGAUCCAGCUGGUGUGGGUGAGCGGGGAGCCUCCUCAGCCAAUCACCAGCCUGGCUAUCAACUCCUCCUACGGCCUCGUGGUGUUUGGCAACAGUAAUGGUCUGGCUGUGGUCGACUAUCUCCAGAAAACUCUGCUCCUCAACAUGGGCACAUCGGAGCUGUACAGCCCAUCAGACCCCUACCACAGGCAGCCUCGCUCCCCGCGCAAAGUGCGUCAGUCCUCCGGAGCGACCUGUGAUUCAAACGACGGGUCCAACACCUCAGAGGACCGCUGCAAAUCUCCUACUUCAGGAUCUACUUCGCCUUGCAAUUCUGAUGAUGAACGAAAACAGAGGUUCAUAGAGAAGGUGAAGUUCAAAAGCAGACGCUUUUCCAAGACGGUUGCCAAUGACUUUGCCAAGAUUUCACGGAAAAUUAGCUCGUCUAGCGAGCAAAAGACUGACCUGGCAAAGGAGAGGUCCAAACAAUGGCACUCUCUAACACGUAAGAAGCCCACUUGUUGCCUGAACCAAGUCGGGGCGGCAGCCAGGAUGACCCCGAAGGGCCCCGUCUGUAGAACUGAAUCAGCCCCCAACUUCUAUGCCAAGGAUAACUCAUUCACCCGCUCACGUAGUUCAAGUGUGACCAGCAUAGAUAGAGAAUCUCGAGAGUCCAUCUCCGCCUUUCACUUCUGUGAGAGUUACCCCAGGAAGACGGACAGCGUGGUCAGCCCCUGUCUGCUGGUGGGCACCACCCAGGGCACUGUGGUGAUGGUGGCCCUCAGCCUGCCGCCCGGUGUGGACCAGAGGCUGCAGCAACCAGUCGGCAUCUCCUCUUGUGGCACCAUGGUCACACUCAAAGGAGGCAUUUUGACCAUGGCCCUGUUGGACGCCACUGGAGCUCUGCUGCCCCCUUCCUUUGAGUCUUGGUACGACCCAAAUUCUUCAGACGAGGAGAAGGAGAAGAGCCGGAGGCGCAGGCCAGCCUCCCCUCCCUCGUCUCAGGAGGGUCCGGAUGCCCAGUACGCUGUUCUGUGCUCGGAGAAACAGGCCAAGGUGGUGGCCAUGCCCUCCCAGACCCGCGUCUACAAGCACAACAUCACAGAGUCCUCCUUCGUGCUGAGGGCUGAUGUUGUGCAGAUGGCCGGGGCGUACUGCAUCGCCUGUUUCUGUGCUAACGGGCACAUCAUGACCCUGAGUUUGCCCAGUCUACGGCCACUGCUGGACGUGAACUACCUGCCGCUGACGGAUAUGCGGAUAGCCAGAACGUUCUGCUUCUCCAACCUGGGUCAGGCCCUGUACCUCACCUCGCCCACUGAGAUCCAGAGGAUCACCUAUAGCCAGGAGACCUGCGACAAUCGGCAGGAGAUGCUCAGUGAGCUAUUUACCCCUGUGGAGACACCAGAGGCUCCUAACAGAGGUUUCUUCAAAGGCCUGUUUGGGGGCGGAGCUCAGUCUCUGGACAGGGAGGACCUCUUUGGGGAAACAGGUGCUGGUAAGGCCUCCCGUAGCCUGGCCCAGCAUAUCCCUGGCCCGGCGGGCAUGGAGGGGAUGAAGUGUGCAGCGUCUGGCGUUGUUGGAGAUCUGGCUCGUGCACGGAUAGCUCUGGAUGAGAGAGGGCAGAAACUGGGGGAGCUGGAAGAUAGAACGGCCGCCAUGAUGGCCAGCGCAGAUUCGUUUUCCAAACAUGCUCAUGACAUGAUGCUGAAGUACAAAGAUAAAAAGUGGUACCAGCUCUGAUGGCAGCGUGUGGAGCUUUUGGACUCUAAUCAUCAGUAUCACUCCAUAUCCUCCAUUUCUCUCCACGGGGGGUUCUGAUCCACAGACUCUUGCUUCUGUUCUCAGCACAAUAUCACACACCCUGCAUUACCUCAGCCACCAGAGGACCGCCGCAGAGGAGACGCCGGCCGACCCAAUUAAUGAAGGAUGGAAAGUAACGGAAGAAGAAAAGCUUUCCAUUUCACCUGAGAGCGAUGAUGUAACUUUUUUGCAGAGCAGGAGAGAGGUGACCUUUCAUAUCCAUCAGUCAUGCAGUCAAAUAUAUAUAUAUAUAUAUAUAUAUAUAAACACACACCGCUGUUUUGUUCUGAAAAAGGAAAAGACAAGUCUUGUGGUGGCCUGAUAGCAAUUGUUAUUUUUUGCUUUCGCUGACCUUAAUGAUGUCUGUUAAACAAAGUUGACUUAAAUGAGGAUAAAAGUCUGACUCGUUGUGCUUCAUGUCUAAUGAAGUCAAUGAAGAUGUCUGUUUCUGUGGGAAUGAUUGAAAUUGAUGAAGGACUCCUGUGUGUUGGGUUUCUCCUUUAAACAUCUACAAAUUAUCCAUUUACCUGUUUGUCCGGAAAGGGCCUUUCCAGCACCGUUAAAAACUAGACCGGGAGAUGAUCCGUCUAUUGCCUCUCACCAAAUAAGGGCUGGUAGUACAGUAGUUCAUCACCAACCAUUCCUUUUCACAAAUUGUUUUACGUUAGCAAGACAAAUUUUUGUUUUCUAAAGAUCCCUUUAUUUUUUCUGAUUUUGGAUUGGUUUAUUUAUUGGAACUGUAUAACAUAUGAAGUCAUAGAAAUAAUGUUUUUCCUUUUUCUAGUAUUAAAUGCGCAAAAGAAAAUGCUGACAAUGUUUUCCCCUGUUGAAGAGUUUACACAAAAAGUGAAGAGUUGAUACACUGGAGAACCUCUGAAGGUCUUCUGUCUUUCAAGGGGUUGUAGCUGAGAUGUAUAAGAAGAAAGCUGUGUUGAAGGGCAAUGCAAAGAUUGUCUUUGUUAUGAUUAGUAAAUGUAUAUUUUGGUUAAAAAUAUUUUUUUGUGAUAAAGAUUCUACUAUACACAAUUAUUCACUUAUUUUUAUGGCAUUUUGAAUUUUGUCGCCACUGUUUUUGGUCUUGGUUCUUGAUUUGAGGGGGAAAAAAGCCUGUGUCGCUGACAGCAAAAUGGAAAUUGGUAACUGCUGUCCUGUUAUUCAUAGCUGCCAGUAGAAAUGACCAAGAGUGUUACCUGCAGUUCCACUGGUCAUCUCUCUCUUCACUUUAGAACUGUUUCUCUUCUGCCUUUGCCUCAUGUGUAUGGCCACCAAUAUUUAUAAUUCUACAUAGUGUAUUACAAUGGGUUUUUGUUUUUGCUUGACAAUGUUUUUCAAUGUGGUUAACUAGAAUUAUAUUGUACUCAAAUUUAUUUUUCAGGAGAUGCCAGGAUAUGCUGCUAAUCGUGUCAAUGUAGGAGCAUUAUCGGUUGGUCUUUUAUUUGGAAAAACGGAGGCAAUUCCGUCCAGAUUUCUGCCAAAUGUUGUAAAUAACGGGACAGCUGGACACAAAUCUGACAGCGCGGGUUCAGGCAACGUGACAUACGGCCAUGUUCUUUUCCGACACCAAAGAGUUGCUUAAUUUCACAGAGUUGUCUUGAUUUUUUUCCUAAAAUGGCAAGAGUCGGUCUCCAUGCUACGGUUGACACUCUGAAGUCAAGAAGUCUACUUAGAUUCUUAUGGGCAUGCCACACUCAUUACUCAAUCUGCUGUACAUGUGUUCAGGAAGGAAGUGAAUAUGAAGACCUUUAUUCCAAAGUGAGAUAAUCUGUCUCUGAAACUGACUCAUGAAAAAAUGGUUGCAAGCAUGAAGUUAGUUUUCCGCCAUUUAGUUAGAUUUUAGACUUUUGAGUCCUGAAUACAGUUGAGUCUUUAGUUGUGACACAUGUUGAUGGAUGAAUGCGUCUUGGAAGGAAACCCUUUACUUUGAGCUGGCUGAUUUGAACCUGCUCUACUGUGUACUGCUGAGGUAAACCCAUCUGAAAUAGCAGUUAUGUGGGUUUUGCACUAUUUCUUUGUACAUAAAAUAAUUUAGUGUUUAUUUUUCUCUGUUCAGUUUUCUUAUUUUUGAAAGGACCAAAACAUGACAGUACCUAUGCUUAUCUGUCAUUUGCCAAUUAUGCCGAUAGAUUCAAGAUUUGUUUUCAAUGUCAGGUUAAUGAUACUAUGAUAUAUUUAUAUAUUUGAAAACAUAUACUUUUAAUUUCAACAAUCUAUUAAAAUUGAUACCUUUAAUAUUCUUCCGAAUAGAAUAACUCACUAAUGUCCAAACUAUUGGUGUGCGUAAUGAUCCAUCCCCCAUACAUGAGACUAAACAUUGUCUGGUUCUAUGUUAAACAAGCCCCUCCCAAAUUCAAACUGCAGAAUUCUUUAUUCAAAGCCGGGUCUCGACUUUCAAGUGCUUAAGUUUGCAACAUAUAUGGUCUUAUUGCACAUUGAAGGUUGCAUGAUAUUAAGUGUUUACAAACUUGAAACAACCAUGUAUUAUGUCUGUCUGUUCUGGCAUUUGUAUUUACCACCAUGUUGAACAAAAAUGAAGUUCUCAUCACACGUCAGAAGUUGUCCCAUUUUCUUUCAAUCAUGCCAUUUGUGUAAGUGUAAAAAAUUAUAUUUAUUUUAUUGGUACAUUGGUUUACUGUAUGUUACUCUUUGCUUUGUGGAAACUCUUGCUUUCCCUGCACUGUACAAAAAAGCUAGGCUCACAGCACCGUGCAGGAGAGCUCAAGGGUUUCUCUGUCGCCAUACUCCGAUCUGUCUGUCUUCUGAGAUGAAUAUCUGUUGUUUGCAGUAUUUUCUCAUAGUAGGCAAUUUUUGUACAGUUUUAUUAAAAUAAAUUUCACAUGGAUGUCUGGCUUAAUCUGCUGCCACAAACAAUCUAGACUGUAGAUACAGUAUAUAUAGAUAUUAUUGUGCAAUGGAAAAUAAAUGUAAAAAUCAU
Messenger RNA from Pungitius pungitius (ninespine stickleback), 7209 nucleotides. RefSeq names its product syntaxin binding protein 5b (tomosyn) (gene stxbp5b). The transcript is spliced from 29 exons. Lineage: Eukaryota; Metazoa; Chordata; Actinopteri; Perciformes; Gasterosteidae. The record is from RefSeq and is a predicted model, not a curated record. Gene Ontology annotation, cellular component: cytoplasm; plasma membrane; SNARE complex. Gene Ontology annotation, biological process: regulation of exocytosis; regulation of protein secretion. Bases 636 to 4217 code for a protein of 1193 amino acids. Gene Ontology annotation, molecular function: myosin II binding; syntaxin binding; GTPase activator activity.